Messenger RNA from Hibiscus syriacus, 301 nucleotides. RefSeq names its product probable calcium-binding protein CML28. The transcript has a single exon. The coding region runs from base 34 to 282 and encodes 82 amino acids. NCBI's taxonomy places the organism in Eukaryota, Viridiplantae, Streptophyta, Magnoliopsida, Malvales, Malvaceae. The record is from RefSeq and is a predicted model, not a curated record. Gene Ontology annotation, molecular function: calcium ion binding; enzyme regulator activity.
AUUUGGAAAAAAAAAACCGAGGGUAGAAAAUAAAUGGAUGAUGAAGAUAAGGCUAUCUUCGAUCGCAUCUUCCAGCGUUUCGACAAGAAUGGGGAUGGCAAAAUCUCCGCAACGGAGCUGGGAGAGGCGUUGCAGACACUCGGCAGCGUAACCGAGGAAGAAGUUACGUCGAUGAUGUCGGAGAUCGACACCGAUGGGGAUGGCUACAUUUCGUAUAGGGAGUACAUUGAUUUUGCUGCUGCCAACCGUGGCCUCAUGAAAGAUCUGUCUAAAAUAUUCUAAUUCGUUUAGCUUGUUGAGA